Molecule: messenger RNA, 4580 nt
Organism: Fimicolochytrium jonesii
Lineage: Eukaryota; Fungi; Chytridiomycota; Chytridiomycetes; Spizellomycetales; Powellomycetaceae
Product: P-loop containing nucleoside triphosphate hydrolase protein
Exons: 8
Coding region: 287-4336 (1349 amino acids)
Biological process (GO): transmembrane transport
Cellular component (GO): membrane
Molecular function (GO): ABC-type transporter activity; ATP hydrolysis activity; ATP binding
Source: RefSeq, a predicted model, not a curated record
CGACGAGGCCAAACGGAUUGUGGAAGUGGAAUCCGAUGAAAAAUCGGAAGUGCCACUCGGCCUGCUGCCAACAAGACAAAAAUUGUGGGUUGUUGUUGCUCCACGGCGUGGGAGUAAAGACGCAAGGGGAGACACGUUGAGAAAUCUAAGAAGCAAGCUAAGAGCGCAGCUAGUUUCCUCCAUAUACAAAGAGAGUGUCUUCACGCCAACGGAGCACAAGACCUCCGUUUCCCCAGCGGACUUUCCAACGCUCACCACCACUACGCCCACGAGUCCCACCGCUACAAUGUCCGCGGCAUCAACAUACGAGACCAUUGAGAUGCCCGAAAAGCACAACACCGUGCCCACCGUCACGGCGGGAAACGUUGACGCGGAGGUUGAAAAAGUUGCCAUUUCGCCGACCGCCACUAAUAAGGCGGAAAAAAGGGGUUUGUUUUCAAAGCUCUUCUCAAAGAGCAAAAGCCAAAAGGAAAAACCAAAGGAAGAGCCGAAGCCAAAAAUUGGCUACUUUGAGCUGUACAAGUAUGCGACAUUCCAGGAUAAGCUUCUAGUCUUCUUUGGCGUUCUGGGUGCUGUAGGACACGGCCUCGGCAUGCCGUUAAUGACUAUCAUCUUCUCCGACAUCACAGGAGCUUACUUUAGGUUCGAUCCUUCUAUGCCCGCAACUGUCGAUCACUUAGAUGAUCAAUCGCGCAGAGGCGCCGUCUACUUUGUGAUUCUCGCCGUGGCGCUCUUCAUCUGUGCCUACGCACAAAUGACUUUCUUCCUCAUUGCCGGAGAGAACCAAGCACGCCGUAUCCGCGAGCUGUAUUUCAAGGCGCUGUUGAGGCAAGACGUCGGCUGGUUUGAUGCGACUAAUACCGGUGAAUUGACGACCCGCAUCACUUCCGACACUGCACUGAUUCAGGAAGGUCUCAGUGACAAAGUUGGCCUGAUCAUUCAGUUCUGCGUUACCUUCCUGUCGGGGUUUGUCAUCGCGUACUUCAAGUCAUGGCGGCUGGCCCUGGUCCUCACUGCCUGCUUGCCACUCAUCAUGGGUGCCGCAGGCCUCAUGGCCAGAGCGCUAAACGAAUCCUCCGCUAGCGGCAACACUGCAUACGCUGCUGCUGGCGGCGUCGCGCAGCAAGUGCUGUCCGGCAUUCGGACGGUUGUCUCCUUUGGAGGAGAGAAGCGUGCGGUCGAACGCUACGACAUGUUGCUCGUUAAAGCCGAGAAGGAGGCAAUCAAGAAGAGCGUCUCGAGCGCAGGGGGCAUCGCUCUUGUGCAGCUCAUCGUCUUCUGCGUGUACUCGAUGGCUUUCUGGUACGGGGCCCGUGGGAUCAAGCAGGGUUUAUUGACGGGCGAGGAGGUUCUGAAUUGCUUCUUCGCCUUGAUCAUCGGAGCCUUCUCUCUUGGACAGGCCGUUCCUUUCUUCGGUGCCCUCGCGAGUGCCCAAGGCGCCGCUUACCACGUCUUUGGAACAAUCGAGCGCAACUCUCCGAUCGAUGCCUCCUCUCCCAACGGUGAACGUCCUGACCAUGUAGAUGGAGACAUCGUAUUCAAGGGCGUGUCGUUCCACUACCCAUCUCGCCCCGAUGUUCCAAUUUUGAAGGACUUCUCCCUGAACAUCAAGGCCGGAACCACGGUCGCUCUCGUCGGUGCCUCCGGUUCAGGCAAGAGCACGAUCGUCAAGCUCGUUGAACGAUUCUACAACCCCAUCGCCGGCUCCGUGACCCUCGACGGACGCGACAUCUCCUCCCUGAAUGUCGGCUGGCUCCGUCGCCAGAUCGGCAUCGUUUCUCAAGAGCCCACGUUGUUCGACACAUCGAUCAGGUCCAACAUCCUAUAUGGUCUCAGCGUCGAUCCUGCCAAGUUCAGCGAAGCGGAGCUUGACCAGAUGGUCGAGAAGGCGUGUCGCGCUGCCAAUGCGUGGGGAUUCAUUCAGAACCUCCCGCAAGGCGUGCACACCUCUGUCGGCGAGGCUGGAGGUAUGCUCAGUGGAGGACAGAAGCAGCGCAUCGCCAUUGCACGUGUGGUUAUCAGGGAUCCACGAAUUUUACUGCUCGACGAAGCGACAUCUGCACUCGACACCGAGUCCGAGCGCCUCGUGCAAGCUGCCUUGGAGACAGCCGCAACCGGGCGCACGACCAUUGUGAUUGCCCACCGUUUGUCGACUAUCAAGAACGCCGACAUGAUUGUCGUCAUGAGCAGAGGAGUCAUUGUCGAGACGGGAACGCACGAUGAAUUGUACGCCAAGGACGGUGUGUACCGCGGUCUGGUCGAUGCGCAGAGAUUGAGGGGCCGCUCGGCGGACUCUCCCAGCGCUUCUGCCGAGGACCUGCCUGCGCUCGGAGAAGUCGAGGAAAUCCCGGCCGUUGCGGAAGAGCCACGCAAGUCUCUCGGAGACGCCCCGGCGACCAUCGACAUUGUUGAAGUUGACCCUACCGGAGCGCCUGCCAAGCCCACUCGCAAGGAGAGCCUUGCAGCCGUUGCACGAAGGAACUCGUCCAUCAAGCGCCAAAACUCGCUGGUCAGGAAGACAAAAGAGGAGCAGGAAGAAGAGGAGGAAAAGCGUAAAGCCGACCUCCUCAAACGCAAAGUCGAUCUCUGGCGCAUCCUUCGCUUCAACCGGCCCGAGUUCUGGUACAUGUGGAUCGGCAUUGUAGCAGCGUGCGGAACGGGCGCCGUCAUGCCGGUGUUCUCGGUCAUCUUCACGAACAUCCUCCGCGUCUUUGGAAUCCAGGAUCUGGACGAGAUGGAACGCCAAGCCAAUCGAUACGCCCUGUACUUUUUGCUGUUGGCCAUCGCGGCGUUCGUCGCGUACUUUUUGCAGUUUGGACUUUUGCGCAUUGCCGGCGAUAAGCUGACCACCCGGUUGAGGAUGAUGUCGUUCCAGUCCUUGGUGAAGCAGGAGAUUGGGUUCUUUGAUGAGGAGGAUAAUAACACGGGUGCCUUGACCGCAAAAUUGGCUGAGGAUGCGACUCUUGUGCAGGGUCUGACUGGAGCGACAUUCGCGCAGAUCGUCGGUCUGAUUUCGAACUUCGCUGUCGGCCUCACCAUCGCCUUUGCAUCCAGCUGGCAAAUCACCCUCGUCGUCCUCGCCUGUGUGCCCAUCAUUGCCGGUGGAGGUUACCUCCAACUACGCUCGCUGACUGGUUUUGGCCAGAAAUCUCGUAAGGCGUACAUCUCCGCCAACCAGACCGCAAAUGAAGCCAUUGAGUGCGUCCGCACCGUGCAGACUCUGACCCAGGAGCAAGCCUUCGUUGACAAAUACGCCAAGCUGGUCGAGGUGCCGCACAAGAUGGUCAUCAACGGCGCCUUUGUGAGCGCCGUUGGAUUCGCUAGUGCUGAGAGUACCGUGUUCUUAACCUACGCCCUCGCCUUCUUCUACGGAGCCCGUCUGAUCUUGUGGGGAACUUAUAGCGCCAGCACGGUUCUCCGCGCCAUGUUUGCGAUCAUCUUCUCCGCCAUGGCCGCCGGUCAGCUCUCCAAUUUUGCGCCCGACGCCUCGAAAGCGAAACUCGCUGCGAUUGCCGUGCUUGAUAUCCUUGACCGCCACUCCAAAAUUGACGCCACGCUUACCUCUGGACAGCGGCCCUCGGAUACGCGUGGUCUGCCGUCUACCACCGACGCACACUUUGUGUACCCGACGCGUCCGGACACCAAGGUGCUUCGUGGUUUGAACGUGCGCGCCGAUGUCGGCAAGACCGUCGCGCUUGUAGGGCACUCUGGGUGUGGAAAAUCCACAGUCCUGGGUUUACUCGAGCGCUGGUACGAUGUCGCAUCCGGACACGCCGAUCUCGACGGCCUCGAUGUCCGUGAAUGGAACACGACCUACCUCCGCGAGCAGAUGGCGCUGGUCGGACAAGAGCCCGUGCUGUUCGAUCUGUCGAUCAGGGAGAAUAUCGCGUACGGCGCGAUCGGGGGCGUUGCUACUUCGGAGGAGAUCGAGGCUGCGGCGCGUCAAGCGAAUAUUCAUGAUUUCGUUGCGUCGUUGCCUCAGGGGUAUGAUACGCUUGUGGGAGAAAAGGGUGGGCAGCUCUCAGGGGGGCAGAAGCAGCGCAUCGCCAUAGCCCGCGCCCUCAUCCGCCACCCAAAGCUCCUGCUCCUCGACGAAGCGACCUCCGCGCUCGACUCCGAAUCCGAAAAAGUCGUCCAAGAAGCCCUCGACGCCGCCGCAAAAGGCCGCACCACUGUCGUCAUUGCCCACCGUCUCUCAACCAUCCAGAACGCGGACUGUAUCUAUGUCGUCAAGAAUGGACGCGUUGCCGAGAGCGGCACGCAUGAAGAGCUUGUGCAGAGGCAAGGGUUGUAUGCGGAUCUGGUGUCACAGCAGAUGUUGCAUAAGAUGGAGUAGGGUUGGUCGGACUUGGAAGACACUCUUUACUUACGGACUUGGUUUUGACUUCUGUGUGCACCCGACGCAUGUGGAUAGUGCUUAUUUUUGUUCUGCUUUAUUUCCUCUCUUUGGGGCUUCUCAUCCUAUCAUACCCACAUUCCUUGGACACUUUUUUCGUCACUAUUUUGUACACUUCCUUCACUAUUUUGUACACUUUGGCUGCUUUAUGACUUUAAUGAGAUUCUUGGAGCAUGACAUGAAU